UUUUAUCAGUGCUAUAGUGUAGGGAGUGGCAGACAGAGCCAAAGAGAGAGAAAGCAAGAGAGGGAGCUUAGGAUAUGAUGGAAGUAUGGAAUGGAUCUAACAAGUAAAAGCCAUGAAAUGAUGUUUUUGAAGGGAAAAGAAGCAUGAUGGAAGAACAGGCAAAGGAAGAGUUGAAGCUGCUUGAAGCCCAAUAUCCUAACCAUCAUGAGCAUCUAAAGAAUGAGCUCAGGUCCUUUAUCUUUCAACUCCAGACCAAUCACCAUGAUUCUGAACAGCUUCCAGAAAACAAUAACUUCAGCACUCACCUUGCUUUCUUUGAUACUGAAGAAUCCACUAGCUUGGAGGAGCUAAGGAAGAGGAGUGACUAUGAUUUGGAACUUGGUUUGGCAGACAGAGUAGUGAUAGAGAAGAUUGAUGGAAGUUCUAAGCUUGAAACUCCCAAGAGUGUUGUAGUGAAGCAUUUCUCAAGCAGGAAGAACAAGAGAAAAGAUAGGGUGGAUUUGGUUCUUGAGAGGGCACAAGUUUGUCUCAAAAAAAUUAAACACUUGAAGACAUUCUUAUUGCCGCCCUCCUGAAAUUUGGACGUAAAUGUCGUGUGUAGAAAGUAAAAUAACAUUUUUUGUCACUAUGCCAUCCAUGGUGCUUAUUUUGUUUGGAUUGGUUGAUAGCAUUGCUGUUAUCCGUUUUGUUAAGCAAGGGUUAAGAUUAGCACCAAAUGUCCAAGUGUUUUUUUGGUUGUGGGGGAAUGAACUACU
Messenger RNA from Glycine soja, 755 nucleotides. RefSeq lists its product as uncharacterized. The coding region runs from base 144 to 575 and encodes 143 amino acids. The transcript has 2 exons. The record is from RefSeq and is a predicted model, not a curated record. Lineage: Eukaryota; Viridiplantae; Streptophyta; Magnoliopsida; Fabales; Fabaceae.